This is a messenger RNA of Ctenopharyngodon idella (grass carp), 6542 nucleotides long. It is a transcript of the gene sarm1, whose product is annotated as sterile alpha and TIR motif containing 1. The record is from RefSeq and is a predicted model, not a curated record. The transcript has 8 exons. Gene Ontology annotation, biological process: negative regulation of MyD88-independent toll-like receptor signaling pathway; signal transduction; response to axon injury. Gene Ontology annotation, molecular function: NAD+ nucleosidase activity; protein binding; signaling adaptor activity. Gene Ontology annotation, cellular component: dendrite. NCBI's taxonomy places the organism in Eukaryota, Metazoa, Chordata, Actinopteri, Cypriniformes, Xenocyprididae. The coding region runs from base 1504 to 3645 and encodes 713 amino acids.
CAAAAAAUAUUCUGAUAAGAGUGUUUUCCAACAAUGAUGUAAUGAAAUAGUGACAAUUUAAGUUUGAAACAGUAAAGCCUGUUUUUAGGCUAUUAAGGAAAUAUAAUUUAGCCAAAGAAGAACUUUUAUUUUAAAUAAAUGUUAAUUUGUAAACAGCCUCCUUCAGUGUGAUAUGUUACCAUAUCAUCAUGCUUAAAAACUGAGAAUUUGAAUAAUUGUAAUGUGAUGAUCAGGUACAAUAUCUAAAUCAUCGGGCGGUUGGUGGUGGGUGGAUGAUUUAUUUUUGACAGUGGAUUCAUGUGCAAGUCAAUGCACAGACCUUUUCUUUGUUCAAUUUGACUGAACAUGGGUUGGAGCUCUUUAUUUUGAACUCUCAAAGUGCACCAGAUUAAUGAAUUUAUCUUUAAAAUGUACAAAAUUUGCUUGCGGGGGAGCAUAGAUCCCCUAGAGGGAUCAAGGAUCAAAACAAAAACAUUUCCCCCCAUUUUGUGUCCCCCCACUUCUCAAACCAGUUACACCCUUGAUGACAUUUCAAGAAUAUUAUUGCUAUUUGGUGGAAAUCAAAUGUACUGUAAAUGUUUAACCACUAGAUGUAACAGUCAUAAGCAUGAAGCAAAACUGAAUGAAGACAAUUAAGAGAUGUAAAUAGUUAGAUAUUAUUAAUUUGUGUUACUUUGUUUACCAAUUACAAUUUUGCCAAAAAAAAAAAAAAAAAUGCUCUUGCAAAUCAUGUUAUCUUAUCACUCACCCCACAAUAAUAACCAGCCUGUGAUGUUUUUAAAACCUAUAAACGCCCCUGGCUCUGACCCUUUCCUCUUGCCAUCAUACUGCAUAACAUUGCAUUAUCGUCUUUCUCCACCAGGUGGAGCCAAGCGUUGAACUGAACAUGCCACUGUGAUGCCGAGGUUGAUUCUCCACAUCGAGUCCGAGGCGAGAUACACUGGGCGGGUCUACAAACGGACGCUGAGGAUGCUUGAGCAUCCAUUAUCAACAAUCUUGACUUUAUUAAAAAUAUAACAGCAUCACGUUCUUUUAUUUAAUAAGCAUCGCUUUAGUUGGCUUUCACAGGAAUUUCUCCGAGAGUGGCAAAAGGACAGUGGAAAUAGUCGUCUUUGUCUGACAAAACCUGAUAGAUUGUCAGUGUACAUCAACAAAUCGGCUAAUUUUGUCUAACUUUCCCUCAAAAAUCAAGUCAUUUUUACAGCUUUAUCUUGUUAUUUCAUUGUUUUUAAACAAGCUUGAUGGGCCUUUUCUAACGGUGGAUUCAUAAAGGAUAUCUUAAAGGCUUUGUAACGUCUCUGACGUCAUUUGCGUUUAUUAUUAUUCUCUGAUAUCAGCAGGGUACUGUCGUUUUGUGCAAACAGUCGCUGUUAAUGAAUUAAACUGCUUCGCAUUAAACGAUUUGCUAGGUAAUGAGUUAACCGCGACGUGAUCAUUUCUUUGUCACAGCUGAAAGACAAAGAAACAUCAGAACUGUUGUAACAACAGACAAACAGCUAGUAGAUGUUUUUGUCCCUCGUUGUUUACAUCAGCAAGAUUUGCCGUUAUUUCUCCAUGUUUAGCACCGACAGACUCACGGUUCCUGAAUAUGUCAGUAGCCGGCUACACAACCGGAGGACGAGCUCCGACCCCAGGGCUGUAUCUCCGGGGAUCAGCACCGAUGUCCAGGCCGCGUUGGACGUCUCUCUCCCUGCGUUGCGCUCCGCAAUCAAAACGCUGAAGUCUUCCAAAGACACUGGAGAUAUGGAAGAGACUCGCCGAGCCAUUGCUGAGACUUUCCAGCUGGUUGAGGAGGCCUGGGUCCUGCCCACAGUGGGCCGACAGGUAGCAGAGGAGAUCUGCAUCAGGAUCCGGCUGGAUGGAGGUCUGGAGCUGCUCUUGCAGUUGCUGCAGACACCUGCUGUAGAAAUCACAUAUGAGUCUGCCAAGCUGCUUGAGCAGGUAUUGGUCUCAGAAAACAGGGAUUAUGUGGCACGUAUGGGCCUUGGGGUCAUACUGAACCUGACCCGUGAGCAGGAGGAUGCCCAGCUGGCACGAAGUGUGUCGGGCAUCCUUGAGCACAUGUUUAAACACACAGAGGAGACGUCUGCGCAGCUCAUCACUAACGGAGCACUGGACACCCUCCUGUAUUGGUGCCGUGGAACAGACCCAACUGUACUGCGGCACUGCGCUGUGGCCCUGGCAAACUGCGCCAUGUAUGGUGGGCACCGCUGCCAGCGUCUGAUGAUCGAAAAACAGGCGGCCGAAUGGCUGUUCCCUCUGGCGUUCUCCAAAGAGGACGAACUGAUCCGAUUCCAUGCCUGUCUGGCUGUGGCUGUGCUGGCGGCUAACAGGGAGAUUGAGAAAGAAGUGGUGAAGUCUGGUACUCUGGAGCUGGUGGAGCCCUUCAUCGCUUCGUUAGACCCUGAUGAGUUUGCACGCAACCUUUUGGACAGCGCAGACAGCAUGCAGGGCCGCACGGCUGCAGACCUGCAGCACUUGCUGCCCCUGCUGGACGGCACACGUCUUGAGGGGAAAUGCAUCGCCGCAUUCUACCUGUGUGUGGAGACUAGUAUCAAGUCUCGGCAACGUAAUACCAAGAUAUUUCAGGAAAUUGGGGCUGUUCAGAGUCUAAAGAGGAUCGUCAUGUACUCCAGUAAUGGGACUGUCUGCUCACUGGCUAAGCGGGCCUUAACAAUGAUGAGCGAGGACGUCCCGAGGCGUAUCCUGUCAUCUGUACCCAACUGGAAGAGCGGAGAGGUGCAGACCUGGCUGCAGCAGAUUGGCUUCAGUGCAUUCAGUGAACGGUUUCAGGAACUGCAGGUGGAUGGAGAUCUGCUGCUCAAUAUCACAGAACAGGAUCUGAUCCAGGAUCUGGGCAUGACUUCUGGGCUCACUCGCAAGAGGUUUCUUAGAGAUCUGCGUGUACUGAAGACCUACGCCAACUACUCCACAUGUGACCCCAAUAACCUGGCAGACUGGCUGGCCGAUGUAGACCCACGAUUCCGUCAGUACACGUACGGCUUAAUUCAGUCUGGAGUUGAUCGGAACAAUAUUGCCCACAUUACAGACCAACAGUUGCUGUCUGACUGCCAUGUAGAGAAUGGCAUCCAUCGUGCCAAGAUCCUUUCUACCGCCCGCCGUCCUGCUAAACCCUGCUUAACUGAUUCCCAGCCCACGGGCCCUGAUGUGUUCAUCAGCUACCGUCGCACUACAGGUUCACAGCUUGCCAGCCUACUGAAGGUGCAUCUACAGUUACGUGGUUUCAGCGUCUUCAUCGACGUGGAGAAACUGGAAGCCGGGAGGUUCGAGGAGAAGCUGAUCACGAGUGUGCAGCGAGCACGAAACUUCAUCUUGGUGCUGUCAGCCAAUGCGUUGGACAAGUGCAUGGGUGACGUGGCAAUGAAAGACUGGGUUCAUAAGGAGAUAGUCACGGCUCUGAAUGGGAAGAAGAACAUCGUUCCUGUCACUGAUAACUUUGUGUGGCCUGAUCCGGCCUCUCUGCCAGAGGACAUGAGCACCAUUCUCAAAUUUAAUGGCAUUAAGUGGUCCCAUGAGUAUCAGGAAGCCACUAUCAACAAGAUUCUGCGCUUCCUCAAGGCAUGCCCCAGCCAAGAACAACCAGAUGCUGCAAAAACAGACAAAAAAGAGCCAGAAAAGGAAUAAUGUUGCAUUAAGUAAUUGCCGUCAUGUAACCAGAACACACCUGUUACCCCUCAGAGGCCAGUGUUUCCUUUGGUUGUAUGCAUGUAGCUGGUCUAGAUAGAUUACUGUUGAAUUUUCUUGGGAGAAAAAGAUAUAAAUGUAACUUACUCAGAGAUGCAGUAGAACUUUAAAGGGUUAGUUCACCCAAAAAUGAAAAUUCUGUCAUUAAUUACUCACCCUCAUGUCGUUCCACACCCACAAGACUUUCGUUCAUCUUCGGAACACAAAUGAAGAUCUUUUUAAAGAAAUCUGAAUGAUUUCUGUACCUCCAUUGACAACUAUGUAAAACGAAGUGGUUUAGUCCAAAAUUUUCAGAAGAAACAUGAUCGUGGGUUUGGAACGACACGAGGGUGAGUAAUUAAUGACAGAAUUUUCAUUUUUGGAUGAACUAACCCUUUAAAGGUGCGGUUGCAUUAGGGAAAUUAGGGACAGACCAAAAUAGGUCUGUCACCUUUCAAUGGCGAUGUAUGAUACACAGCUCAGACGGAGUCACUUUCAAACAAAGCAGCAUUCUGCUGACUUGAAACCCGUUGUCAAAUCUGCAAAGGGAAAUCUUUCGCCCUCACACAAAAUUUGCAAUUGCGUGGAUUCCUGUUGUAAUGACUGGAGUUCCCCAAACAACAAUAAAUGUGAUGCACCUUAAAGAUUCUAAGUUAUUAACAGCUUAUAUCUGUAGACAGCAUUUUUGGCACUAAAUAACACUGAAUAUUCCUCAAUUGCAGUAUAGUAAUCAUACUAUGUGCUGACCAUGUUCCCAGAAUUGUGUGGGACAUUUCUGUAACUCAGGAAGUUAAAUCGAUUUCUGCAUUAUCAAUCGUAUUUAUGACAUCAGCAUAAAGCAUAGUCAUUCUCUGUUUAUAUUAUAGAUAAUACUAGAUAAUCUUGCAUUAUAGCAUUAUCAGUUGGAACUAUUGAAAAAAAGCCUUAUGAAACACUAAUUUUUUAAUUUUUUUUUUAUAAAUGGUUUGCAGUAGGUUACUCAGGCGUGAAAAAUACUGUAGCUCCAUAAAAAUAGUUUGUUUUUACAGGUUUGUGCAGUUUAAGUUAUGUUAAAGGUAGGGUAGGCAAUUUUUCUAUGAACACAUUUUGUUAUACUGGUUGAAACUCUCUUCACAUCCUGACAGCAAAUAGUAAUAGUGGUCUAAAUAUUAAAUCAUGUACAUAUAUCUUUUGUGGAAGUCUUAGGAUCAAAAAAUGUUCGUCCAAUCAUUGCAUGCAAUGAUACGAUGUGCUUCCUGCCUGUCAACAUAUGUAUUUCCAUACCUCUGUGCUCCUGCUCGCGCAGACUUCACACGUCAUUAUGCGUUUCUGUGUCAACACUAUCAAUGCCGAAAUGAAUCUGUAGCAGUCAGGUGGUACAACUAGAGCUCUGUAAGUUUACGUUCAUUAUUAUUGUAACGCUUUUCAGACUCUGCUGUGUGCAUUCAUGUUUUGAAGGAGCUGUGGCUUUGGAGACGCUCUGAAGGGAGGGUGGGAUCUUAUGCUUUCAAAGCUAGCUUGCUAUUGCUAGCCUCUCUGAAAUUGCCUACCCUACCUUUAAGUUAUUAUAUUAUGUACCUUGCAUCAUUCACAAAACAAAUUACAUUUUUCACCUCUAAAUCAUAAUGGUUAUUAAACACCUCAUGCAGUAUUAGGAAAAAAUCCUUUUAGACAGUUACAUGACUUGAAAUACUGCUGUAGAGGCUUUCUUAGGAUUUGCAGGAAUAUUAUGCAGCAGAUUUGAGUCAUUGGUACAUUUUCAGACACUGUGAAGAUGCAACAGGUCAAGGAAAAUGCUAAUGAAUAUUUACUAACACCUCUUGACACCUCAAGCUUUAUCCUGCUAUUGAGCUCCUUACUGUUGCCUUAUUAUGUUUGUCAGUCUGUCUUUCAUGUUAUACAACAUGUAAAAUCUGUACAAUGAAAUAUUCUUUUUGGAGAAAUAAACAGCAAUAAAGCUUGUUUUGGAAAACAUCUCUUUAUUCUGCAGGUCCAAAUGUGUCACACACACACACAAAAAAAAAAUUUUACAUGUCACACUGUAUUCAAAUAUUCUAGUACAAAACAGCCAAUUUGACACUUUCCGACAAGCACAAAGCACUAGAUGUGAUUUUCACUUCCUGUUGGUAUACUGCAAACGUCAAAACACCGAGAGAAACGAUUUGACACUUCAGAUGUAAUUUUCACUUCCUGUUAGUAUACUGCAAACAACAGACAAAACAAGCCAUAAUUGCAAGAGUCUUCUCUCACAUUCAUGUAAUUUUCAGAUGUCAAGAACACAACUAACACGGGGAAGCAUUUAAAUGUGUUGAAUUAAUUAGAGUAAUAAUAGAAUGUUUAAUUAAUUGUCUUCAAUAACAAGUCUAACAGUCAUACGAGUAGCUUAGAUCAGUACUAGUGUACACCUGAGAAGGGCGGUGAGAGUGUAUAGAUGCUGAAGACAUGGUGCUCAUGUGUGGUUUGAGGUAGUGUUAGCUUCUUGAUAGGAUGCCAUCACCAUACUUUGAGAGGGAAAUUACCUUGAAGGUGUUUGAAUUGACUGUGGUGAAGAAGUCAGAUUAGUAGGCACUGAGAUUUUCCAUGACAGGCUGCAUUAAAAAGGUUGAUAUUAACAUGCAAUGAUUUUCCCUGAUACACCAGUGAGACAUGACAGGUUUCUCAAACACUGCCCCGGACCCCACCGGUCAGCAGAUAAUUCUGACCAAAACACAUGCCAUUGGUUGAGCUAAUGUUGCUGUGUCAUUCUGGGGAGGAUGAAACAAUGUUUUGAUAGCACCACAGAGUCACAGUGUCUACACUUUUUGGGAAAUCCACAUACCUAUGUCUUACUUAAAGCCAUCUCCAAACACAUCCACAUUAAAAAAAAAAAAAAAAAAAAA